CCCCCGGAAGUGGUCGCUGCGGGAUAUCGCCACUGACUCUGACUCCUGGCUGGCGAUGGGUUGCGACGGAGGAACAAUCCCCAAGAGACACGAACUGGUGAAGGGACCGAAGAAGGUUGAGAAGGUUGACAAAAAUGCUGAAUUAGUGGCCCAAUGGAACUAUUGUACUCUAAGUCAAGAAAUAUUAAGGCGACCAGUAGUGGCCUGUGAACUUGGCAGACUUUAUAACAAAGAUGCCGUCAUUGAGUUUCUAUUGGACAAAUCUUCCGAAAAGGCUCUUGGGAAGGCAGCAUCUCACAUUAAAAGCAUUAAGAAUGUGACAGAACUAAGGCUUUCUGAUAAUCCUGCCUGGGAAGGGGACAGAGGAAACACAAAAGGUGACAAACACGAUGACCUCCAGCGGGCACGUUUCAUCUGCCCCGUUGUGGGCUUGGAGAUGAAUGGCCGGCACAGGUUUUGCUUCCUGCGGUGCUGUGGUUGUGUGUUUUCUGAACGAGCCUUGAAAGAGAUAAAAGCAGAAGUUUGUCACACAUGUGGGGCUGCUUUCCAGGAGGACGACGUCAUCGUGCUCAACGGCACCAAGGAGGACGUGGAAACGCUGAAGAGGAGGAUGGAGGAGAGGAGGCUGAGGGCGAAGCUGGGGAAGAAAGCAAAGAAACCCAAGGCGGCAGAGUCUGUCUCAAAGCCAGGUGUCAGUGAAGAAUCUCCAGGGCCAUCAAAAAUUAAGACAGGGAAGCCUGAAGAAACCAGCCUUGAUUCUAGAGAGAAGAAAGCCAGCUCAGCUCCCAAAAGUGCAGCAGCAAAUGGGAGCUCUUUUGGAAAAGUCGGGAAGCCUCUGUGUGGAACCACAAAGAGGUCCAUUGCCGAAAGCGAAGAAUCGGAAGCUUACAAGUCCCUCUUCACGACUCACAGCUCCGCCAAGCGCUCCAAGGAGGAGUCCGCCCACUGGGUCACCCACACGUCCUACUGUUUCUGAAGCCGCGCAGGCGCCGUCCGGUUUCCAUGGGGCGGGUGGCGUGGGCGUUACUGCGCCCUGUUCUCUGCUAGCUCCCCCUUUGCGCCGAGCUAUAAAGUCCCCCCGAACCUCGGAGCUGGUGUGGUCGCUCAUGCUUGUGAGGCGCCUGGGUUCCCGCGGUGACG
This is a messenger RNA of Neomonachus schauinslandi (Hawaiian monk seal), 1140 nucleotides long. It is a transcript of the gene RTF2, whose product is annotated as replication termination factor 2. The transcript is spliced from 9 exons. The record is from RefSeq and is a predicted model, not a curated record. Lineage: Eukaryota; Metazoa; Chordata; Mammalia; Carnivora; Phocidae. The coding region runs from base 56 to 976 and encodes 306 amino acids. Gene Ontology annotation, biological process: mitotic DNA replication termination; site-specific DNA replication termination at RTS1 barrier. Gene Ontology annotation, cellular component: nucleus.